Messenger RNA from Quercus robur (English oak), 1356 nucleotides. RefSeq names its product probable disease resistance protein At1g61310. The record is from RefSeq and is a predicted model, not a curated record. The transcript has 2 exons. Gene Ontology annotation, molecular function: ADP binding. Bases 1 to 1356 code for a protein of 451 amino acids. Lineage: Eukaryota; Viridiplantae; Streptophyta; Magnoliopsida; Fagales; Fagaceae.
AUGAAGAUUAUUUCACUUGUCGUUGACAUUGGAGUAAACUUGGUGGUGCCAAUCAGAAAACAUUUUUGCUAUCUAAGUUGCUGCAAUAGCCACAUCAAGAAUCUCAAAGAUCAAUUUCAGAAGCUGGGUGACAAGAGAGCUGAGGUGCAAUUAGAAAUUGAUGCAGCAAGACGGAACGGAGUGGUAAUUGCAUCUAAGGUUGAGAGUAGGGUAGAAAAGGUAGACAACAUCAGUGAAGGUCUGCAGAGAUUCCUUGAAGAAGAUGUCAAAGCAGAUGUGAUGUGCUUGAAUGGAUGGUGUCCCAAUCUGAAGUCAUGUUAUUUCUUGAGUAGGAAAGCUAAGAAGAAGACUUUGGAAAUUGAUGGGCUAUUAAGGGAUGGACAAUUUGAUAAAGUGUCCUAUCCUCCUCCACCACAGGGAAUAGCAACUUCUUCCAAGGUAGGUUUUAAUGUUUUUGAAUCAAGAAUACCAGUCAUGAAAGAACUUUUGACUGCUUUAAGGGAUGACAAGAUCAACAUGAUUGCCAUAUGUGGGAUGGAGGGGAUUGGAAAGACAACAAUGGCAAAAGAGGUAGCAAAAAGAGCCAAAGAUGAUAACUUAUUUGAUGAAGUUGUGAUGGUAGUAAUGUCUCGUGAAAAAGACUUGAGCAAGAUUAAAGAUCAAAUUGCUAUGAUGCGACUAAGGGAAAUUAACUUUGAGAAUGUCCUUGUAAUAUUAGACAAUGUUUUGGAAGAACUUAAUCUAAAGGAUGUAGGAAUUCCUUAUAAAGUUGAACUCAAUAGUUGCAAAAUCUUGUUAACAUCAAGAAGCGAAGAAGUCUGCAAUCAAAUGAAAUCUCAUAAGAUUGUUAGAAUUGAAGCCUUGAUUGAAGAAGCAUGGAGCUUUUUCAAAGAGAUGGCAGGUAAUUGUAUAGAUACUCCCAAUCUACGUCCAAUAGCAGAAAAGGUUGCGAAGGAAUGUAAAAGCAUACCUAUUGCUAUAGUUACUGUUGGAAGAGCUCUAGAAAAGAAGAGAAAGAAUGAAUUUGGAGUGGGACAAACGUUGUUUGCAAAGAUUGAUAAGGUGGCAGAAGCAAGAAAUAAAGUUCAUGCAAUGGUUGACAAUCUAAGAAGAUCAUCUCUUUUGUUGGAUAGCGAUGAAGAAGAAUGUGUGAAAAUGCAUGAUGUUAUACGGGGUGUUGCCAUAUCAAUUGCUAAUGAACAUGUUUGUUGGGAAGAAUGGACAGAGAAAGAUACAUAUGAACAUUAUGCUGCGAUUUCGAUUGUAUCUCAAGAAUUGAAAAAUCAUCCUGAUGGCUUGGAGUGUCCAAAACUUGAGCUUCUACAACUAUUAUGUGGCAAAGACGCUACUAGAUGA